AUGAGCAAGCGCAACUCAAAGAAGGCAGCAAAUGCGGCGUCUCUCAACUUGGUACUCAAGACGCUGGAAAAAUAUGACCAAGACGAUACAAGCUCGAUGCAGUCCGCGUUUGGAUCGCUGCUUGGAACUAUGGGAAAAGCUCCAUCCAAAAAAAUCCUGCCACCUCAAGUGCAGUCGCUGAACUACCCAAUCAAGAAUGGCGCCUCGAAGUCUGGCAAGCAACCGCCCAGGGUUAGCAAAAGAGCAGCUAGUCUGUCCACUAAAAAGGCAGCCCAUUGCACUUUGACGGGAGCAGCACUAGCGGAAUGGCUGGAGACUCAGGUCCCACGUGACGGAUUGGGGCAUCCAGCUAUUGUCUCCUCGUAUGGAGGAGCAUCGAAUAAUGCCGCCGAUCCCUACGCAUGCAUUGCGGGCACAUUUCUCCCAUUGUGGUGCUUUCUCGACGUGGAAGAUGGCGCCGGUACAGCUGGUCAACGUCCAGAGCUGGCAAAGCAGUUGCCAAUGAAGGCAGUGGGUCUACCGCUGGACGACGUCACUGGCAUCGCAGGAAGCUGGUCCAGUUGCAUGGUGACAGCGUUUGACGCGUCUCUCGGUCGCUUCAUUGUCUCGUGGUCUGCUGGGAAACGUGUGGGAUCACCAGUAAUGCACCGUGGACUUCUGUGUCUGGAGAAAGAUGACUGCGAGGCCUUCGUACAGCGUAUCCAACGUGCCGUGCAGCGUCGAGAGCAAGCAGCGGCAGUAUUACGGCAAUCGCUUUACGUGGAGAAUAUGCCGAUCAGCUCGGACACCCAACUGGACUCGCAGACCAUCAGCAGCAUACUUCAGCUCACGCUAUCCUCGUUAUCUGUGCCCGCAGACAUCGGCACGUCGGCAUUGCUGGAGGAAGUGAACGCCGACUACAUGUACACUAUGAACAAGCUGAUCUUCGAGACCAACGUGGACGACAUACAACGUGAGUUCUCCGACCUCAAACUGCCCAAAGUACCAGCUCCACCGCCCCCACCGCAGUGCGGCGUUAUUCCAGUCCCCGCAUACGACUACAAUCGAAGAUUUCUGGACAUCUCAACCGAUAAGUUUGUCAACUUGUCGUUUGCAGUGAACGCGUUGCUGGAUGUACGUCGCAGCUGCGUGGACGUUGGCUCACAGAAGCUCUUGUUGGAGCAGCAGCCUACAGAGAUUAGCUUUGGUGGCGGUGCUCGACCACAACCCAAGAGUAUCUCGCUGGCUGAGUUUCAUUCAUUGCACGCGCAAAUGAGCCAUACGGCGCUACGCUUUAUGCGGGAUUGCUGGACGCGAUUGGCGGCCAAGCGGAUUCAACAGCACUUCACACAGGCACAGCAUCCGCUCUACAAUCCGGCAGAGUCCAGCCGGCAGAAAUACGUGGACAUGCCACUUCGUCGCUUCUUGCAUCGCGUCAACUACAUGGUUGAAGACACACUUCGCGUACUUAUCCAGCACAACUUUGAAGGCUACGCAGAGUUUGUUGAAGAGAUGGCCGGCUACAACGUGGAAGUACGGGGACCCAGCGAUAUUUGCGAACGCUCGUUGACGACGGAGAAUACAGACGCAGAGUCUGAUUCUACACCGAUACACCAGCCACUUUUCCGAGUCGAUCUUAUUAUCUCUCCAGAGAAGCUUGUACUGAAUCAGGACGAAGUAGACAAGCGAGCUGCUGAGAUUCGAGAAUGGGCUCUAGCCAAUGUCCAGGACCGCUCAGCGCAAUGUCCUAUUGAGCCUGUGGCACCCCGAGAAGGUCACCGGUUUGAGUACGCUACCAGUCCAGAAGAGUUCAAAGGCGCACUAGCUGGUCAGUUCGAUGUUGCUCUCGAGCGUUUGAAGUCGCUCGAACUGGUGGAGAGACUCGUCAUGGACAGAAUCUUCUGGCCUAGUCAAGAGAGCAUCGCGUGUUUACAGGACUGUGCGGAGUCAGUAGCCAGUCUUAAAGAGCAUGUGGGAGGUAUCGUUGAGAGAGCUGCUCAGCCACUGCUCAAGUACCACCUGCAGUUUGACCAGUACAUCCCGCUGCUUAACUUGGACGUGGACGAGUAUCUCAAGACGAUCUUCCGUGUGCAGCCUGAAGGAAAUGCCGAAGGAGAAGAGGGUGAGCCAGCUCCUCUUCUUCCUCCCGUUGAACUGAACGAGCUGCGGCGAUUACUGACCUACCACCGGAAUGAAGAGGAGAGACUCAUGGAAACCAUCCCAGCGCGUGCAGUAAAUCUCGGACUCUUCCAAGUGGACCUGACGAAUAUUCGCUUCACGCUGGCAAAGAAACAUCGCGAUUGUUUUGCGCGGUUACUUGAAGCGCAAGUGGCAUACUGUUUCCAAAUAGCAACUCGAAUCAUGGGCAAAUUUGACGAGAUUAACCAGAAUUUAUCUUCAACACCGAAGGAUAUCGAGAGCUUGACUGCGCUUCAGGAAUAUAUCACUGGAUUGCCGGCUCUGCUGGCUCCGAUGCAGGAAGAAAUCGCCCAGAUGAUGCGCGACAACAUUCUAAUCGAUGAUUUCCACCACUACGUUAGUGACGAGCACCUGCGUCUUACGUGGCAUGUGCAGGGCUGGCCAUCAAAGGUGCUAGCUCAGAGUGCACGCUUUAAACAUGCACUGGAGGAGCGCAAGAGCAAGUUCGCGAAGCAAAUGGAGUCCGAACAGGAGCGGUUUGAGAAGACGUUGGCUGCAUUGCAAGAAGAGAUCGACACGUUCUCUCGGUAUGACAAUUUAGCCUUCGUGGAAGACGUGGCACAUCACGCUAUGUCUGUUCAGCGAAAGCUAGAACAAGCACAACAAGAUGCCAUGUUAUUUAACAGCCGGGAGACGCUCUUUGGGCAAGAAGUGACUUCAUAUGACGGACUGGCGAGCGCUAAGAAGACUUUUGAGCCGUAUCACCAGCUCUGGUCCACGUCGUAUAACUGGAUCCAGAGUCGGAAGACGUGGAUCCAAGGAAGCUUCAUCGACGUCGAUGCGGAGCAGGUGGAAAAACUUGUGGAUACAUACAGCACUGGGAUCCAAAAGGCCUACAAGUUCUUCAGUAAUAACGGCAACGAGGCGUGCUCCAAGAUCGCCGAGACUGUGAAGGAACAAAUCUCCGUCUUCAAGCCGUAUGUACCGCUUAUUGUGGCCCUGCGGAACCCUGGCAUGCGGUUGCGUCACUGGGAAGAGCUGAGCAAAAGCCUGGGCUUUGCACUGGAGAUCGACGAGAGUUUCACGCUCACCAACAUUUUCCAGCUUAACUUACUGGAACGCAUUGAUGACAUUGUGAAAGUUGCCGAGGCUGCUGGUAAGGAAUACCAGGUCGAGCAAGCGCUGCGAACGAUGAAGGGAGCGUGGGAAACUGUUGACCUACAGAUCAUAGCGUACCGCGAGACUGGAACAUACGUGAUCAAGGGCGUGGAUGAGAUCCAGGCGAUCUUGGACGAGCAUGUCACGAUGACACAGGCCAUGAUGUUUUCAACGUUUAAAGGACCGUUUGAGGAGGAAAUUAUUGAGUGGAAUUCGACACUUCAACUCAUCUCGGAAGUGCUGGAGGAGUGGCUAGCGGUGCAGCGCAACUGGCUGUACUUGCAGCCCAUUUUCGAGUCUCCUGAUAUCAACAAGCAACUCCCUGCAGAGGGCAAACGCUUUGCUUCAGUGGAUAAGAAUUGGCGACAAACGCUAGCAUCAGCCAAGGCCAAGCCGAAAUGUGUCGAAUUCUGUCGAAGCCAGAAGCUGUUGGAGAGGUUCCGUGAGUCAAACCACUUCUUGGAGCUUGUGCAAAAAGGCCUGAGCGACUAUCUCGAAGUCAAGCGGUCGGCGUUUGCGCGAUUCUACUUCCUUUCCAACGAUGAAUUGCUGUCCAUCCUGUCAGAGUCCAAGGAUGUCAAACUCGUGCAGCCGCACUUGAAGAAAUGCUUCGAAGGUAUCGUUCAGGUCACCUUUGAAGAUGAUCUGAAUAUAAGUGCGAUGAUUUCUGCUGAAGGUGAGAAGGUGCCGUUCUCGAGCAUGGUAGACCCCAAGGGCAAGAACGUGGAGCACUGGAUGAUGGAAGUUGAAGACAUGAUGAAGAUAUCGAUCCGUGACAUCAUGGAGCGCGCUAUCGCGAACUACACGCAAAUCGAUCGACCACUUUGGAUUCAGAAAUGGCCUGGAAUGUGCGUUCUCAACGGCAGUCAGAUGCAUUGGACGCGUGAGAUGGAGGAGGCCAUGGAUGCUGACGGACGUGAAGGUGUACAGAAGAUGAUGACUCGACAGCUAGGCCAACUAGCUGACAUGGUCACCCUUGUGCGUGGCAAUCUGGAUAACAUGGCUCGUAUCACGUGUGGCGCGCUGACUGUUAUUGAUGUGCAUGCUCGAGAUGUGACGCGCAAAUUGGUAGCACAAAACGUGGAAUCGAAGGGCGAUUUCUUGUGGAGUUCUCAGUUAAAAUACUACUGGGCGGACAAAAACCUGUGGGUUCAGGCCGUGACUUCACGUCGACCGUACGGCUACGAGUAUCUGGGUAACUCAUUUCGACUGGUGAUCACGCCGCUGACGGAUAAGUGCUACUUGACUCUGAUGGGUGCGCUCCAGAUGAUCCUUGGUGGAGCUCCUGCUGGACCUGCUGGUACCGGAAAGACCGAAACGACGAAAGAUUUAGCCAAGGCACUGGCCAAACAGUGUGUUGUCUUCAACUGCUCCGAUGGUUUGGAUUACAUUGCCAUGGGCAAAUUCUUCAAGGGACUGGCAUCCUGUGGAGCCUGGGCGUGUUUCGACGAGUUUAACCGUAUUGAUAUCGAGGUGUUAUCUGUCGUUGGACAGCAAGUGGUUACGUUACAACUCGGUAUUCGUCGUGGCGAUACUCGAAUCAUCUUUGAAGGAUCGGAUAUCAAACUUAGCGAUCAGUUCGGCGUGUUUAUCACCAUGAACCCUGGUUACGCUGGACGUAGUGAGCUGCCCGAUUCCCUUGCUGCUCUCUUCCGACCUGUUGCGAUGAUGGUGCCCGAUUACGCGCUUAUUGGUGAGAUUAUGUUCUUCGCCUAUGGAUUCUCGGAUGCACGCGCGCUUGGCGCGAAGAUGGUUACGACGUUCAAGUUGUGCUCGGAGCAACUAUCAUCCCAGUUCCACUACGAUUACGGUAUGCGUGCUGUGAAGACUGUCAUCACGGCUGCUGGUAACCUCAAGCGUGACGAUCCCGACAUGGAUGAGGACGUUUUGCUACUGCGUGCACUGCAAGACGUUAAUCUACCCAAGUUCCUGGCGCACGAUAUCCCGCUGUUUAAUGGUAUCAUCAGCGACCUGUUCCCUGGGAAAUGCCGCCCGAACUUGGAUCUCGGUGCUCUAAUCAGCGUCAUUAAACUGCAGACCCACCGCUUGAAUUUACAGCCCGUGCCGUACUUCCUCACGAAGUGUAUUCAGUUGUACGAGACGAUCGUCGUGCGUCACGGUCUUAUGGUCGUCGGGGCCACAGGAGGCGGUAAAUCGUGUAACAUUGCAGUACUCGCUGACGCACUCACGGAACUUAAGAGACGGGGCGAGUCUGGGUUCGCGUUCGAGAGAGUAAUCAAGUACCAGUUGAACCCGAAGUCCAUUACGAUGGGACAGCUCUAUGGUGAGUUUGAUCCUAACACGCACGAGUGGCAGGAUGGUAUUUUAUCGACGCUGUACCGUGCUGCUGCAAGUGACACAAAGCCCGAUCGCAAGUGGGUCAUCUUUGACGGACCAGUGGAUGCUAUCUGGAUUGAGAAUAUGAAUACGGUGCUGGACGACAACAAGAAACUGUGUCUCAAUAGUGGAGAAAUGCUGCAGAUGUCCAAGCAGAUGACGAUGAUGUUCGAGGUGGAGGACCUCUCCGUAGCUUCACCAGCUACUGUCAGUCGAACGGGUAUGGUUUACAUGGAGCCUAGUACACUUGGUCUUGGGCCUCUAGUCGAUUCGUGGGUCGAGCGUUUACCAAAGUCCAUGGCACAGUUCGGGCAUAUCUUCAUGAGACUCUUUGACGUGUACUUGUAUGCUUCGGUGACGUUUAUUCGCUCAUUCCUCGGCGAGUUAGUGCCUACAAUGGACAACAAUCUCGCCCAGAGUCUCAUGAAUAUUCUAGAUUGUACGUUGGACCCAUUCCGUGAAAAACCGGCUGACGGUACCGGUGAACCGCAACCACCAUCUAAAACGCCCAAUGCUCAGUUCAAGGACGACAUUGAGCCUCUCUUCAUCUUCGCUCUGAUCUGGUCUAUAGGAGCCUCUACGAAUGAUGCUGGUCGAAUUCGGUUUGACAGUUUCCUGCGGAGCGAGUUGGUGGCCAACAACUGCAAACCUCCACUCCCUCCCACCGGACUCGUCUAUGACUAUUGCUACCAGCUCUCCAGUCACAAAUGGGUGCCCUGGAUGAACACAGUCAGUCCGUACAAGGUUCCUGCUAACUCAUCGUUUGCUGAGAUCGUUGUACCUACAGCUGACUCUGUGCGCAAUAAUUUUCUACUUGAAGAGCUGAUGAGUGCAGGGAAGCACGUGCUCAUGGUCGGCGGAACAGGAACCGGUAAAACUGUCAACAUCACCCGAUAUCUGCAGUCUUUACCUGCUGACAUCUACAUCCCCAUCCCGAUCUCUUUUUCUGCGCAAACGUCAGCCAACCAGACCCAGGACAUGUUGGAUGCCAAGAUGGAGAAGCGCCGGAAAGGCGUGUAUGGCCCACCAGCAGGAAAGAAGUACAUUAUUUACGUGGACGAUUUGAAUAUGCCCAAGCGUGAGAAAUACUUUGCACAACCUCCGUUGGAGUUGGUGCGCCAGUGGUUCGACCAAAGUGGUUGGUACGACCGCAAGUUACUCGUGUUCCGUAGCAUCAUUGACAUUCUGUUUGUUGCAUCGAUGGGUCCUCCUGGUGGUGGACGCAACCCAAUUACUCCGCGUCUGGUACGCCACUUCAAUGUCGUGGGCUAUGCUGAGCUUGGCGAUGACAGCAAGACCAUUAUUUUCAGUACGAUUCUGGGCAACUUUUUGGGUUCUGGUUUCCCAGCAGAAAUCGCUCGACUUACUGAUAACGUCGUGAAGGCUUCUAUAAGCGUAUACAACACCAUUUGCCGCGAAUUACUCCCUACUCCAGCCAAGUCGCACUAUACAUUCAACCUGCGUGAUCUGGCAAAGGUGUUCCAGGGCGUGCUCAUGGGCGACAGUCGUCGUAUCUCGGAGACAGACUCGCUGAUUCGCUUGUGGGUACAUGAGUGUAAACGAGUCUACGAAGACCGAAUGGUGUCCACGCAGGACCACGACUGGUUCCGUGAGCUAAUGCGCUCAUCAGUCAAGGAGUUUUUCCAGCGUGAGUACGACCAAGUUGUGACAAACGAUCACUUGAUCUACGGCGAUUACUUGGUCCCUGGUGCGGAUCCGAAGAUCUACGAGGAAGUUGUCGAUGUGCAUAAAGUGUUGAACAUUAUGGACGAAUAUCUGCUCGACUACAACGCAGAGAGCAAGUCUCCCAUGUCGCUUGUGUUGUUCAUGGACGCCGUGGAGCAUGUAUCCCGUAUCUCUCGUAUCAUUCGACAACCUAUGGGCAACGCUCUGCUUCUCGGAGUUGGUGGAAGUGGUCGUCAGAGUUUGACGAAGUUAGCCACCUUCAUGGCUGGGUACAAGUGCUUCCAAGUGGAGAUUGUGAAGGGAUACGGUCUUACUGAAUGGCGAGAUGAUGUCAAGAAGUGUCUGUUGCUUGCAGGUGUCAAGGAUACACCAGUGGUGUUCCUCUUCUCGGACGUGCAAGUGGUUAAUGAGACGAUGCUUGAAGAUCUCAACGGCGUGUUGAAUGCGGGUAACGUGCCGAACCUGUACGGCCCUGAAGACCUGGACCAAAUUGUGACAGCGUGUCGAGUUGAUUGUCAAAAGCGACAGCUUCCUCCUACGAAGACUAACAUCUUUCAGCAGUAUAUCAACCGUGUGCGACGUAACAUUCACCUGGUAAUCUGUAUGAGUCCAUUGGGUGGAUUGUUCCGUGAUAGAUUGCGAAUGUUCCCGUCACUGGUUAAUUGCUCAACCAUCGACUGGUUCAGUGAGUGGCCUGCAGAGGCUCUAAACUCUGUGGCCUCCGCCAUCUUGAGUGACGGCAAUCUAGCGCUUGGCGAUAAGCUCCCUGCUCUUGUAGAAUCCUUCAAGAUUGUACACCAAAGCGUCGAAGAGGCCUCCAAAAAGUUUUACAACACGCUGCGAAGAUACUUUUACGUGACUCCAACCAGUUAUUUGGAGUUGUUAUCAGCCUUCAAGUCCGUCCUGGUUGCAAAGCGUGAGGAGGUCAAUAUGAUGCGCAGUCGCUUGCAGAAUGGUGUGGACAAACUCUCAGAAACGAAAGCGAUUGUUGCAACGAUGCAGACGGAGUUGGUGGAGCUCCAGCCUGUUCUGGCUGCUACUCAAUUGGAGGUGGAGCAAAUGAUGGUUCAGAUUGCGAAAGAUAGCGCUGAAGCAGAUGUUACGAAGGCUACCGUCGAGAAGGAAGAGGCAGCAGCUAGUAUUAAGGCCAGUGCGACGAAAGAAAUCGCAGACUCCGCACAACGUGACCUCGAUGCUGCUCUUCCUGCUCUGGAGUCUGCUCUAGAGUGUCUGAAUCGACUGAAAAAAGCUGAUAUUGAUGAAGUCAAAGCGCUGAAAACGCCACCCGCUGGUGUUAAACUGACGAUGGAAGUGGUGUGUAUUCUCUUCGGCCAGAAACCUGUGAGUAAACCGGAUCCAGAUCGUCCAGGCAAGAAAAUCAACGAUUACUGGGAAGUAGCGCAGAAGGUGGUGCUGUCGAACGCGAAUAAGUUCUUGGAGAACCUCCUAGGCUUCGACAAAGAUAACAUUCCGGAUGCCAUCAUCACCAAGGUGGCCCCCAGUAUGGAAGAUCCAAACUUUACGCCAGAGGCUAUCGAGAAGUCCUCAAAAGCCUGUACCGCGAUCUGUAUGUGGGCUCGUGCCAUGUACACGUAUCACUUUGUGGCUAAGGCUGUGGAGCCGAAGAAACAAGCUCUUGCACAGGCACAAAAAGAACUCGAUGAGACACUCGCUGUACUGCAAAGUGCGCAAGCUAAUCUGCAACAAGUGAGCGAUCGUCUUGCCGAGUUGGAACAGUCUUAUAACGGCGCCGUGGCCAAGAAAGAAGAACUAGCACGAAAAGUGGUGCAGUGUCAAGUUCAGCUCCAGAACGCUGAAAGAUUGAUCGGUGGACUUGGUGGCGAGGAAGCUCGUUGGAAGGAGACAGUAGCGCAGCUCACUCUCGACUACUCCAACCUCACAGGAGACGUGCUAGUAUCUGCCGGUACGAUUAGUUACCUUGGAGCUUUCACUGCUGAAUUCCGCGAACAACUUGUAGCUUCAUGGCACGAAGCUCUGGUGAAGCACAAAGUGCCUCACUCUCCUGGUUGCGAUUUGAUUCGAACGUUGCAAGACCCAGUAAAACUACGUGCGUGGCAGAUCGCUGGACUGCCGACCGACACGGUGUCCACACAGAAUGGUAUCAUCAUAGGACGUGCUCGAAGAUGGCCGUUGUUGAUCGAUCCACAGGGCCAAGCUAACCGCUUCAUCAAGAAUCUAGGACGUGACAAGAAACUCUGUGAAAACGGAAUGGAUGUGGUCAAGCAAUCUGAUCGUGGAUUCUUGCGUGCUUUGGAGAACGGUCUACGCUUCGGCAAGUGGGUGUUGCUAGAGAAUGUUGGCGAGGAGCUUGAUGCUGCUCUGGAGCCGGUGUUAUUGCAGCAGAAAUUCAAACAAGGAGGCCAGGACAUGAUUCGACUGGGCGAGAAUGUUAUCCCCUACAACGACAGCUUCCGCUUCUUCCUCACGACUAAACUGGCAAACCCACACUACGCACCAGAGGUCUGUGUGAAAGUUAGUCUAUUGAACUUUACUAUCACUAUGAAAGGCCUUGAGGAGCAGCUUCUGGGUGUGGUGGUGCUCAAGGAGUUACCAGAACUGGCAGCCAAGAAGAACGAGCUCGUGCUGUCGAAUGCAGAAGGGAAGAGACAAUUAUACGAGAUCGAGAACCAGAUCUUGUAUCUCCUGUCUCACUCGGAAGGGAAUAUCUUGGACGAUACGAACCUCAUCGAGACGCUGGCAUCAGCGAAGGAGACGUCGGCUGUUGUGAUGGCAAAGAUGCGUGAAGCUGAAGAGACUGAGCGUGAGAUUGACGCGCGCAGUGAUGGCUACCGUCCCGUGGCGUUCCGUGCAGCUUUGCUGUUCUUCUGCAUCGCCGAUCUCGCUCUUGUGGAUCCAAUGUACCAGUAUUCUCUUACAUGGUUUACCGGUCUAUUCAUUCGUGGAAUCCUGGCAGCAAGGCCCUCAGCUCAACUGGAAACCCGGCUCACAAACCUGAACGACUACUUCACGUACUCAGUCUACAAGAACGUCUGCCGCUCCCUCUUUGAGAAACACAAGCUGCUCUUCUCCUUCCUACUGACUAUCAAGAUCAUGCAGGGUAACAACGAAGUGGAUGCAGGCGAGUGGCGUUUCUUGCUCUCAGGAAUCGGCUCUAGCCCUCCAGUUGAAGCGGAAAACCCAGCUGCGCGAUGGCUUGAAGCCUAUGCAUGGCAACAGAUCUGUGCACUCGCGAGCUUCCCUGCUUUCAAAGGCCUCGAGACCGAGUUCGCCAACCACGUAGCAGUCUUUCGCUCCAUCUUCGACUCGACAGACCCCGAAAACCAGCCCUUACCUGGUGAUAAGCUGUCCAAACUGGACGAAUUCCAGAAACUCUGCAUCCUACGCGUCUUGCGACCGGACAAGAUGAUGCCUGGUAUUCAAAACUUGGUGUGUGCCAAGCUGGGCAAGGAAUUCAUCGAGCCACCGCCGUUUGAUCUCGCAAACACAUUCGAGGAUGCCAGUCCGACAACACCGUUGAUUUUUGUAUUGUCACAAGGUUCCGAUCCAGCCAAAGACCUACACGGAUUCGCCGUUAGCACAGGCAUGGAGAGUAAACUCAAGUCGAUUGCGCUGGGUCAAGGUCAAGGUACGUUAGCUGCUAGACUUAUCGAAGGAGCGACGACAAGGGGAGAGUGGGUUUUAUUACAGAAUUGUCACUUGGCUUUGAGUUGGAUGCCCGAGUUGGAGAGAAUAUGUGAAGAACUGGAUCCCACUAAGCUACACGAGAAUUUCCGUCUGUGGCUCACGAGUAUGCCGACUCCAGCGUUCCCUGCGUCAGUGUUACAAGAUGGUGUGAAGAUGACGAAAGAGGCGCCUAAGGGACUGCGUGCGAACCUCAAAAACACGUACUACAAGCUGGAUGAGACACGACUGAGCGCAACUCGUAAACCCGACGUGUUCCGUAAGCUGCUGUUUGGGUUGUGCUUCUACCACGCAAUAGUGUGUGAGCGGAAGCGCUUUGGAGCACUCGGAUGGAACAUCCCGUACCAGUUCAACGAGACGGACUUGGACAUUAGUGUAGCACAACUAGAAAUGUUCCUGGACACAUACGACCAAGUACCAUUCGACGUGCUGCAGGUCAUGACGUCUACUAUCAACUAUGGUGGACGAAUUACAGACGACAAGGACAUGCGAACGUCUGAUGUCAUUCUCAUGACGUUCUUCAAGGAAGCUAUCCUACACAAGGGCUACACAUUCUCAAAGAGCGGGAUCUAUUACUCACUUGAGUGUGACCCAAGGAACGCCUACGAGGAAUACGUGAACUACAUCAACUUGCUGCCUAUCAACCCGGAACCCGAAGUCUUUGGCAUGCACGAGAACGCCAACAUCACCAGCGCUCAAGCCGAGACGUACGAAGCUUUCGAUCUGCUGCUGUCGUUACAGCCACGAGUGAGUUCCGGUGGUGGCAAAAGCCGAGAAGAGAUUAUCGCUGAUGCCGCUCAAGCGAUUGCUUCUCAACUGCCCCCUCAGUAUGAUCUCGAGCAUGUCCAGGCGGCAUAUCCAGUCUCCUAUGACGAGUCGAUGAACACUGUGUUGGCACAAGAAGUGGAGCGCUUUAACAAGCUACUGGCUGUGAUGAGGAGCACCCUAUAUCUUGUACAACAAGGUCUCAAGGGUCUUGUAGUCAUGUCUGCUGAACUCGAAGCAAUGGGGGCGUCGCUCUACGACCAGAAGGUUCCUGCAGUAUGGGAAGCGAAAGCUUAUCCGUCGCUUAAACCGCUUGGUGCGUGGGUGAAGGACCUGCUUGAACGCUUGACGUUCAUCUCGAACUGGAUCGCACACGGCAUCCCGGCCGUAUUUUGGAUCUCGGGCUUCUUCUUCCCGCAAGGCUUCAUGACUGGCACGAUCCAGAACCACGCUCGACGAUACAAGUUACCUAUCGACUCCUUAUCGUUCCAGUUCAUUAUGAAGCCCGAGAGUGUCGAGCAGCUUACUGCAAGACCUGUGGAUGGUUGCUACACGUACGGGCUGUUCCUCGAAGGAGCUCGCUGGAAUCCCGAGAUUACGGCGCUAGAUGACCCACUGCCACGUGAAUUAUUCGCCAAGAUGCCUGUCAUUCAUCUACUGCCUCAACCGAAUCGAGAGGCUCCACAACGAGGCAUUUAUCGGUGUCCAGUGUACAAGAUCCUUACUAGAACUGGUACGCUGUCGACAACUGGUCAUUCCACCAACUUCGUCAUGUGGCUAGAGAUCCCAGCCAACAAACCCACGAUCUUCCGCAACUCACUAGUGUCCGAGACCAACGCACAGGUGCUGUUUGCGGACCAAGAGUACUGGAUCAAAGCAGGCGUUGCUUGCUUCUGCAGCCUGCGUUACUAA
This is a messenger RNA of Phytophthora nicotianae INRA-310, 12639 nucleotides long. RefSeq lists its product as hypothetical. Gene Ontology annotation, molecular function: minus-end-directed microtubule motor activity; ATP binding; dynein intermediate chain binding. Bases 1 to 12639 code for a protein of 4212 amino acids. The record is from RefSeq and is a predicted model, not a curated record. Gene Ontology annotation, cellular component: dynein complex. Lineage: Eukaryota; Oomycota; Peronosporomycetes; Peronosporales; Peronosporaceae. The transcript has 2 exons. Gene Ontology annotation, biological process: microtubule-based movement.